ACCCGCACACCAUGACGAAAUAACAUUGGUCUUCAUCGGACAGAAAAGAGAAACCUGUGGAAAAGAAGUCAUGACGCGAAAUCUGUGGCAUGGCAGAAAUGCAAAUGUUUAAAAUGUUUGUUAUUCAUUCAUUUGAUCACAUUAUUUAUCACUCACAGACUUGCUUACCCAUUCCCAACUACAAUCCAUCCAUCAUCUGUGAGAACUUUCUGAUGUUGGUGAUACUGCAUCAGGAACUGAUUGGAUGAUAUCUAGGAGCCAUCAGUUCUUGAUGCACUCCCUUCAGCAUCGAAAGAGACACCCGCCGAGUCUUUGAACUUUUACAAUCCAGUACAUGGAUGUGAACAAUAUUAAAGUGUAAGAGAUUGUUUUGAACAGUUUAUAAAGAUACUACAAACAGAAUUUAUAAUCUGUUUGUUUGAGCGGCCAGAUAUAGUAAUUAGUGUAUUGCUGUGGUUAUUUUUCCAACUUGUAGAAUUGGUGAAACAUCAUGUUACACACUGUUUUGUUAAUUUUUCAAUAAAGUUACGAUACUUUACAUAUUUUUCUGAAUAGAAAUGAUCUCUACUCUCCAUGACACCAAAACUUUUAACCAAUAUACUUUAAGAUACAUACCCAUGUGCUCAUUUUUGUACAUACAAUAGCCCCAAAGUAUUCUAACACCUUUCAGCAAGACACACUUAAAAUGUCUCUGCAUUAGAGCACUGCAUUUUUGACAGUUUAAUAUCUAAAUGACAUUUGGUUCGAUAUUCGCAACGCAAAAAAAACAUUUGAAAAGCGUCGCCUCAAUGCGGAGUCACAGUUUUUGCCUGAGAAAAGAUACAGCGCCAUCUGCCGGUUAACUUAAUUCUGUGCAACUGAGCUGUAGUUUGAGUAAACAUUAAAAUUAUACAUUUUUAUACAGUGAAACUUGGUGUAUGUAACAGAUAAAAGACAUUUCGUAUUAACGACGGAAACUAGCUUUGAAAAAAAUGAUAUACUGCAUCUGUAAUAAGUUUAACAACUUAACAAUAACAAUGAGCGCUACAAGUACCUUGUGCCACUGUUUAUUAUCGUCCCCUAGUGGCCGCCAAUGCUAUUACCAUUGAUCAGCACAUGGAGUAACUCCACUCUGAUUAGUCGCUUUUAAAAUUGUAUGCAGUUUGAGAGCGUCGAGAUUGUAGCAUUGUUGUUCAAACGACUUCUGUUGUACCAUUUAAGAGUUAAAAAACACCGGCAGCUCAUAUGAGCUCGAAGAGAGGCAGAAUUAAACGCACCAAAAAUGUGCGUAAUUUGGAUUCGUUUGAUGCGGCUUCACUAGCGCAAUCAAUAAUAGAGGAACAUUCAAAUAUUAUACCUGUCGGGCGACAGUUAGAGAGGACACCUCCAUCCAAAAGUGAAAGAGUCACAAUACACCAGCCCAGCAAACCAAAUGGUUCGCCAACAUCAGGACAAGUGGUCAAAGAAGAGCUGUGUGGCCAGGAAAUAACUAAACACCUUUCUUGCAAUGGAUCAAAUGAAGUUCUCCAGCACCCUAAUGUUAAAGAUGAGAGGAAGUCCGUCAGGAGGUCUAGUUCUACAGCUGCAUCAGCAACGCCUGGGAAUGCCAACCCUGAAAUCUUCAUCCAGGGAAUGGAGGGAUACCAAUGGACAGACACAGACCUGGAGUUUGUCUAUCAAACCAAAUGGAAAAAGCAAAUUCAACAGGCACAGCAAGAGUUAAGCAACUUGAAGUGGUCUCUGAAGAGCACGAAGCAAACGCGGGAUAUGGAGCUUACUGCACUUGACAAAAUACAAACAGAGCUUUCUAAGGUGUUGGCAUGUGAACGAAUACAGCAAAUUUCCAUGGAAGUACUUCUGAGGUCUCAGAGCUCUAGUCAGCUGGAAGGACUUGAUCUCAAAGCCCUCCUUGCACAGCUAAAGGUUGCUGAUGUGCACUGCACUACUGCUGAGGAAAAGACAGAGGUCAGCAAACUCAAGACAGAGGUGGAAAAAGCACAAGUAUUGAGAGAGAAAGAGAAACAACUCACAAAGGACAUUGACAGCUAUAAGAUGAACAUCAACCAAAUCAAGGUAAACAUAGAUGCACUGACAACAGAAAUAUCUGCUCUGGAAUCCCAGCUGUCUAGCAAAGAGGAAGCACCACAGUCAGCUAAACCACGUCAAAAAGCCCAAAGAGGCACUAAACCCUCUACUGCCCCUAAACCCCCCAAACCCCCUGCCUCUCCUCCUGCUUCAAAAACCUCCAAACCUUCGGCUGCUCCCAAAACCUCCAAACCUCCUGCUUCCUCUCGUUCUCCCAAAACCUCCAAACCUUUGGCUGCUCCAAAAACCUCUGAACCUCCUGCCUCUCCUCCUGUUCCUAAAACCUCCAAACCUCUGGCUGCUCCAAAAACCUCCAAACCUUCAGCUGCCCCAAAAACCUCCAAACCUUUGGCUGCUUCAAAAACCUCCAAACCUCCUUCCUCUCCUCCUGCUUCAAAAACCUCCAAACCUACUGCUACCCAAAAAGCCAAGACUGCUUCAAAACCCUCCAAACCAACCACUGCUCCAAAGGCCCCGGAGGGUGAUGUCGGAGACCUCCGCCGCUCGAAAAGAAUCGCUGCUAAGAAAGAGAAGUGAAGAAUCUGCUCAGAAAUGCUCCAGAUCAGUGUUCCCCAAGUUGGCAUCAAGUUCCUUCACCUCAGGAAGUCUUCUUCAUAUGUUCUGACUUAUUCAUUCAGGACAGAACUCUUUUUGAAAACAUGUUUUAAUGAACAAAGAUUUAAUUUAGGCUUUUAGACUUGAAGGGGGUCGUUUGGUGCCCUCUAGUGGAUAUUUAGAGUUUAGCAUUAAUGGACACUGUGGUGGUUAUCAGAUGUAAUUCUGUCUACAGUCUAAUGUUUUUACCACACAUUAAUGUAGUUCCACAUGUUAAGAGUGUUUUUUUUUUUUCUUUGGAGAUGAAUAAACAU
This is a messenger RNA of Labeo rohita (rohu), 2933 nucleotides long. RefSeq lists its product as uncharacterized. The record is from RefSeq and is a predicted model, not a curated record. NCBI's taxonomy places the organism in Eukaryota, Metazoa, Chordata, Actinopteri, Cypriniformes, Cyprinidae. The coding region runs from base 1225 to 2601 and encodes 458 amino acids. The transcript is spliced from 8 exons.